Penicillium chermesinum is the source of this 1554-nucleotide messenger RNA. RefSeq names its product sugar porter family MFS transporter. The record is from RefSeq and is a predicted model, not a curated record. Lineage: Eukaryota; Fungi; Ascomycota; Eurotiomycetes; Eurotiales; Aspergillaceae. Gene Ontology annotation, cellular component: membrane. Gene Ontology annotation, biological process: carbohydrate transport; transmembrane transport. The transcript has a single exon. Gene Ontology annotation, molecular function: carbohydrate:proton symporter activity. The coding region runs from base 1 to 1554 and encodes 517 amino acids.
AUGCCGGCCACGAUGUUACGAGGCAAGUCCCUGAGCUUGGCCCAGGCUCUUCUUAUUGUUGCCCCGGCCUUUAUUGUCUUCGGAUACAACCAGUCCGGCCUGGGCCCUCUCGCUACACUCCAGAGCUGGGUGCAUAUGUUCCCGGAGAUCGAUACGAUCAACACUGAGGGGGCGACUCAGGCCAAGAACUCUACUUCGAAGGGUGCUGUGAUUGCUUCCUUCCAGCUCGGUGCUCUUGUCGGAGCAUUGUCAUGUACUGCGCUAGGUGACCGACUUGGACGCCGCAAGACUAUCUUCCUCGGUGCAAUCCUGACCAUCAUCGGUCAAGUCCUGCAGACUUCCUCCUACAGCCUGGCCCAAUUUGUCGUCGGUCGUGUCAUUCUGGGUCUGGGAGUUGGACAACUCAGUGUUGCUGUCCCUGUCUGGCAAUCCGAGUGUACGUCGGCCAAGCACCGUGGACAGCACGUUAUUGUGGAAGGUAUCUGUAUCUGUCUGGGUUAUGCGUUGUGUAACUGGAUUGAUUUCGGUCUGAGUAAGGUCGACGGCACGCUACAGUGGCGUCUCCCGCUUGUGGUGUCACUCUUCUUUUCUCUUAUCCUGACCUGCUCGGUGUUCUUCCUCCCCGAGUCCCCUCGUUGGUUGGUCAGCGUUGGCCGUACCGAGGAGGCAACUCACAGUCUGGCUGCAUACAGAGGUCUUCCGAACGACGACCCUGGCGUGCGGAUCGAGAUCAGUGGCAUUGAAACCUCGCUCGAAGUUACAGUCGACAGCGCCAAGCUGAGCGAUAUCUUCAACUUCAAGAAGCGGGACGACGAGCGCCUUCUCUACCGAUUCUGCCUAUGUGUCUGUUUGCAAUUCUUCCAGCAGAUGUGCGGUGGUAACCUCAUCUCGACCUAUGCUUCUACCAUCUUCGAAGAGAACCUCCACAUGGACAGCGAUCUCGCCCGUAUUCUCUCCUCCUGCGCCAUGACCUGGAAAUUCCUGUGCAGCUUCGUCGCCUUCUUCGCCAUCGACCGCCUCGGUCGCCGAAAGAUCUUCAUGAUCAGCGGAACUGGGAUGUGCGUCUGCAUGGUGGUCCUCUCCAUCACCAACAGCUUCGGCAUGAACCACAAAGCUUCUAUCGUGUCCGCAGUAUUCAUCUUCCUCUUCAACUCCUUCUACCCGAUCGGAUUCCUCGGCGGAAACUUCCUUUACUGUACCGAGGUUGCGCCCAUGAGACUCCGUGUCGCCAUGUCGGCGAUCUCGACUGCGAACCACUGGCUGUGGAACUUUGUCGUUGUCAUGAUCACCCCGGUCGCUCUCGACACGAUCGGAUACCGCUACUACAUUGUAUAUGCUGUUAUUUCGGCGUGCAUCCCCUUCGCUGUGUUCUUCUUCUAUCCUGAGACGAUGAACCGUAAUCUGGAGGCUAUCAACCAUGUCUUCCAGGAUGCGGAGAGUCCUUGGCAUAUUGUCUCCAUGGCUCGUCACCUUCCUCAGGGUGAGGCUGCUGAGGUGGAUGCCUGGGCGCGGUCCGAAGAGAAGCGUGCUAUUGAGCAGGAGGAGCACGCCUAA